Messenger RNA from Tachysurus vachellii, 3566 nucleotides. RefSeq names its product synaptopodin 2b (gene synpo2b). Bases 625 to 2604 code for a protein of 659 amino acids. Gene Ontology annotation, molecular function: actin binding. Lineage: Eukaryota; Metazoa; Chordata; Actinopteri; Siluriformes; Bagridae. The record is from RefSeq and is a predicted model, not a curated record. Gene Ontology annotation, cellular component: actin cytoskeleton; Z disc; nucleus. Gene Ontology annotation, biological process: positive regulation of actin filament bundle assembly. The transcript has 4 exons.
AAACAAUCCGAUUAGGAAUGUGUGGAAGGCGGUGAAGGAGGAGGAGAAGAUGGAAGAAAAGGAAAAGGAGGGAGAGAGGCAGCUUCUGCCGUGUCAUGUAUCUUGAGUGAAAUUCAAACCCAGGGUGCUGAGCAGGCAGAGCAGGGGCUCGGCUUCACUCACUGAACUUCACAGAGUCAAAAGACCACAGACGAGACCAACACCAACACAGCUUUGAGAGACACCAACAUGUGCAGUUUGUCAUCUGAUCUUUCUUGGCCAGGACUCGACUGAUACAAAGUGAACGUUUCUCUCUCCACACCAUCUAUAGCACACCAAAUCCAGCCAAGGAUAAAGACCAGCAGAAAUACAUCUGAAGAAGGCUAAAUCUGAAUGUACCCACAUUGCUUAGUUCUUGACUGCUGUAAUAAACCUUAAGGAGAAGGAGGUGCUGAUUUUCAAGAACUGUCAACAAAUGUUUCUUAAAGGUAAAGAAGAACCACAGAUAAGUGUUUUGAAAACAGAGAACGAUUUAAAGGCAGCGUAGCAAGUAAAACAUGAAGAAGAAUAUUCUUAUUUUACUUUAUUAAAACUAGAAUCAAGAUCAAGAAGAAAAAUCAAUAAAUACAAUAUAACGGGAAAAACAUGGAGCACCUUCCACAGACAAAAGGCAAAGGGGUCCUGAUGUUUGCAAGACGCCGUCAAAGGAUUGAUGAAAUAGCUGCAGAACAUGAGGAUCUGAGGAGUAAAGGCAUACCCGUGGAAGCAUUUGUGGAACCUGAGAUUGACACAUCAUUAAAGACUCAGGUGGACAUUCCUCCAGUCCAACAAAAUGAACAAGGCAAGCAUCAACUAAAGUAUCAGGAUCAUCAAACACAACAGCAGAUCUUUCUGCAGCCAGACACUCGUAUAAAUGGUCUGGACUCCUGUCAAGAUUCUUCAGGAUCCAAACCGCUCGUGCCCAAUAGAACAGCUAAGCCUUUUCUGAGUGGUCUGACUCAAUCUCAAGCUCAAUUUUCUCCUGAUAGAAAUGCCCCAAGUCCAACAAUAAUGAAAUCUGAAAGUUUUUUCAAGGUUCCAGUUCCAGUAAAAACAAGCCCACAGGUGUGGUCACCUACAGGAGAUAUAAUCGCCUCUCGUGAUGAACGGAUUGCUGUACCAGCUAUCAAGACUGUAAUUCUGCCUGAAAUGAAAAGAAGAGGAAAAAAUAAAACAAACUCUAAAGAAUCUCCAGAGGAAGACUACUUUAGUCUUGGUGCAGAGGCUUGCAAUUUCAUGCAAGCUCCAACCAUCAGACAGAAACAACCACCACCAGUCCUUCCCAAGCCUACAAUUAAUCCACUUUGCCCAUCCUGGUCUCCAGAAGUUCAGGCCAAUCGCAGUCCCCUUACACCAUCAAGUCCUCUUCCUGCACAAGAGAACUGGGCUGCACCUCAUCCACUUCAAUCUCAGCCAGCUACCAAACCCUGGGGUCAUUCAACAGCUCGAUCCACGCCACAGCAGCAGGCGUCUGACUAUUUACCAUCCAAACAAUCUGCUUCAUAUAAACCAACCUGGUCAUCAGAACAAAAACAGGCACUCACUACUGCAUCUCCCUCACAGCCAAGGUUCCCACAGGCUAAACCCCAAAGUAUCAGUUCUGUGAUUUCCUGCCCACCCCAAUCAGCAAGCCCAUAUGUUCGUCCGUCCAAAGCUCCACCCAUUUCUUCAAUCUCAGAAAUAGGGUCCUCUGAUGGCCCAAUGCUUAAGGGGAAGGGUGCAGAACUUUUUGCUAGACGACAGUCUCGUAUGGAGAAGUUUAUAAUAGAUGCUGAAACUGUCCAGGCCAACAUAGCCAGAUCCCCCUCACCCACCCUGUCCAUGCCAAGCACCUGGAAAUAUUCUACCAAUGUCCGAGCCCCUCCUCCUCUCUCCUAUAACCCCAUAGUAUCACCUUUCUACCCUCCAGCAGCACAGAAGCCAUCUCUUCCUGCAACAAGCUCAAGUAUGAAGCACAGAGGAAACAAAGAGAAACCAAAGACUGCACCCAAAACUCUCACUGUUAUGGAUGUGAUGAAACAUCAGCCAUACCAGCUGGACUCAUCCCUCUUCACCUACAGCUCCAACACCGAAACGAAGGGCUCAAGCCUCAAAACAUCUCCUGUCCCUCCUGCAGAGUUAAAGCAAACCCAGGGCUUUCUGCAUGCUUCGUCCCCAGCCCCUUCUACAGGAAGUGGCAAGUCUUUUCAGCAAAGUGCCAAACCCAGUGGACCGAUCUACAGCCGGAGCCGCUCCAUGUCCCUGCCCCGGAGACACUCCUCCAUGUCCACUGUGUCUCCGGUGUCCAGUCCACGUUUCCAUCCCAGCCAUGGACCCAUGGACAGGCAGUUGUCCUGGGCUGAAGCUCCUCAGAGCCCCCUGUGCCUAGUCAGUGAAGUCUUUGGCUCAGAAGAUUUCCAGAAUCCGAUUAGAAACAGUUUCCACUCUUCUGUGCACAGGAGGUCGGUGACGGAGGAGAAGCCGAUGGUUUACGGCCCACCGUUCAGACCAGCUCAGCCUCUUCCACUGGGCAGCAGAUACACCACCAGCUGCUCUCUUCCCAGGAAUUUCUCCCCUCUCUCACAGAAAGUCAGCUGGAGGAUGUAGAGAAGAGUGAUGCUGAGAUCCCCCUCAGCAUCACUUUUUAAAGAUCCAGGACCUUACAGAUGGAUGCACUGAGAGAUGUAGAGUGUGAUUACAGACUAGAGCUGGUGCUGUUUAGGAAAUUAAUUGAGGGAUGUUUGUAGAUUUUAUGGACUUUAAGGGGAGAGUGGGUCACAAUCUCACAUGGGGCACAUAGUAACAGACUUUAUUUAGUAGUUUCCACACACAGCUAUGAUGAAACUUUCUCUAUUUACUGGUUGCCAUGCCAACACUGUGUUUAAAACAUCACACCAAAAUUCAAAAGAAUUGAAGAUAUUAAUUCUUAAUUAUUAAAAUUCUAUAGUAAAAUUAAUUUUACUAUAGAAAACAUUUCACACAGGUGUUAAUUUUCAGCUCUGUGUUUCGUGUAAACAGAAAAUGGGGUUCAGAUUAAAUUUAAGGUUAUUUGUAUAUGUUCACACCACUGAGGCACAAUCUAAUGGUUUACUUAUUCUUUCCAUGUUUUUAUUCAUAAAACAUUAUCGUGUAUUUGUAAUAGACAGAUGAAAAAAUGUGAAAUUAGAAAAAUAAGUCCCUGUCCACAAUCUAGAGAAAACUAAAGGUGUUAAAUGUAAACUGAACACUGAAUCUUACAGCUGGGUGAAGUUUGUUUCAGAAGCUAUUAGGCUAAUGAUGCUAACAGUUACUUGCUAUCUGAUGUAAAACCAUUUAUCUGUACAUCUGCAUUAAACCACAUGAGGCUUUUAGAGCUUUUACCUCUAAACCCCACCCCCUGUCCCACCCACCAGGCUCUGUGUGCUAAGCCACACCCACCGGUCCCUGCUGUCUAGUUGGUUUGGAAUGAAUUUAUUUAGAUUAAAUAAAGAAAGUGUGUAAACGACACUAAUGCAUGUAUGUCCACAUACAGAAUGUUCCUUUAUUUUGUGUUUUGUUAAAGUGAGAAUUAAAUACAUGCUGACUCACUG